AUGAAGGCUUUCCUCCUCACCCUCCUGGCCCAGCUCUGCUCGGCAUCGCUGGUCCCCGAGAAGGAGAAGGACCCCGAGUACUGGCGGCAGCAGGCACAGGAGACACUGCGCGACGCCCUGCGGCUCCAGCGCCUCAACCAGAACGUGGCCAAAAACCUCAUCCUCUUCCUGGGCGAUGGCAUGGGCGUCUCCACCGUCACGGCCGCCCGCAUCCUCAAGGGGCAGCUGCAGAACCGCAAGGGCGAGGAGAGCCUGCUGGAGAUGGACAAGUUCCCCUACGUUGCCUUGGCCAAGACCUACAACACCAACGCUCAGGUGCCCGACAGCGCGGGCACGGCCACCGCCUAUCUCUGCGGCGUCAAAGCCAACGAGGGGACGGUGGGUGUCAGCGCCGGCGUCACCCGCGACCGCUGCAACACCACCAAGGGCCAGGAGGUGACCUCCAUCCUCCGCUGGGCCAAGGAUGAAGGCAAGGCGGUGGGCAUCGUCACCACCACGCGGGUCACCCACGCGACGCCCAGCGCCGCUUAUGCCCACUCCGCCAACCGCGACUGGUACUCGGACGGAGAGAUGCCCCCAGACGCGCUGGAGGGCGGCUGCAAGGACAUCGCGCGGCAGCUGGUGGAGAACAUCCCCGACAUCGAGGUGAUCCUGGGCGGCGGGCGGAAAUACAUGUUCCCCAAAAAUGCCAGCGACGUGGAGUACCCGCAGGAGGAGAAGCACCGGGGCACCCGCCUGGACCGCCGGGACCUGGUGCAGGCGUGGCACGACACCAAGCCCCCGGGGAAGGUCGCCAAGUACGUGUGGCACCGGCGGGACCUGCUGGCGCUCAACCUCAGCCGCGUCGACUUCCUCCUGGGUCUCUUCGAGCCCGGCGACAUGGUGUACGAGCUGGACAGGAACAACGAGACGGACCCGUCCCUCACCGAGAUGGUGGCCGUGGCCAUCAGGAUGCUCCAGAAAAACCCCCGGGGCUUUUUCCUGCUGGUUGAAGGCGGCCGCAUCGACCACGGGCACCACGAGGGCAAGGCGAAGCAGGCGCUGCACGAGGCGGUGGAGCUGGACCGCGCCAUCGGGCUGGCCGCCCGCCUCACCUCACCCCAGGACACGCUCAGCGUCGUCACUGCCGACCACUCGCACGUCUUCACCUUCGGCGGCUACACCCCCCGCGGAAACCCCAUUUUUGGUCUGGCGCCGAUGCAGAGCGACGUGGACCGCAAGCCCUUCACCUCCAUCCUCUAUGGCAACGGCCCCGGCUACAAAAUCGUGGGGGGUGAGCGCGAAAACGUCUCGGCGGUGGAUUUCGCGCACGCCAACUACCAGGCACAGUCGGCCGUGCCGCUGCGCCAGGAAACCCACGGCGGCGAGGACGUGGCCGUCUUCGCCCGCGGCCCCAUGGCCCACCUCCUGCACGGGGUGCACGAGCAGAACUACAUCCCCCAUGCCAUGGCAUACGCCGCCUGCAUCGGCCCCAACCGAGCCCACUGCAACGCCGCCGGGCACGCUGCCGCCGCCAGCCCCCUCCUCCUGCCCUUCCUCACCCUCCUCCUCCUCCUCCUCCUCCUCUGCUAG
Cygnus atratus (black swan) is the source of this 1572-nucleotide messenger RNA. RefSeq names its product alkaline phosphatase, biomineralization associated (gene ALPL). The transcript has 11 exons. The record is from RefSeq and is a predicted model, not a curated record. Bases 1 to 1572 code for a protein of 523 amino acids. Gene Ontology annotation, molecular function: alkaline phosphatase activity. Gene Ontology annotation, cellular component: plasma membrane. Gene Ontology annotation, biological process: dephosphorylation. NCBI's taxonomy places the organism in Eukaryota, Metazoa, Chordata, Aves, Anseriformes, Anatidae.